ACUUCAGAUAAGAAUUGGAAUCCAUGUUUACAUGAUGAAACUGCCAAGUUAUUCUACAAGCUUGUACGACUGGAUAACCUUUUUGCUUACUGGAAUGUGAAAUCAGAGAUGUUCUACCAUGGUGGUUGUGAUGAAUCAUUGGCUCACUUAAAACAGGGAGUUGCCAGCCACAAUGUGAUUCCAGAAGGUUAUGAUUUUGUAUUCCGCCCAAUUUCAGCUAAAGCCAAACUUCUUAUGAAUCCUCGAUCUGAUGUUGACUUUUCAUCACCGAAAAUGGAUUUAGAUGUAAAUUUGCAGGAUAUAACUGUUGAAUUCAAUAAACCACAGUACUUCAGUGUUAUGGAGCUUCUUGAGUCUAUUGAUAUGAUGACUCGAAAUCUGCCAUAUAGGAAGUACAGGCCUGAUGUUCCUUUGCACAACAAUGCCAAGACAUGGUGGAAAUAUGUUAUUUAUGGCAUCCUUGAAGUUAAUGUUCAACCUAAGCUCCAAAUGUGGUCAUGGGAACAUAUUCAGCACCAUAGGAAACAAGUGAAGAACUAUAAAGACAUGUAUAAAACAAAGAUAACAUCAAAAAAACCUAAUGAAGAAAUCUUAAAAUUGUUGGAGGAAUUCGAAAAGGCCUUGGAUAUUUUUAACAUCACUCUAGCAAGGCAACAAGCAGAAGUUGAGGCAACUAAGGCUGGAUUAAAAAUCUACAGACCAGGAGUGAAACAGGAUGAUGAAAAUUCUGGUGGCUGGUUUAGUUGGAUAUGGAGCUGGUCAAGUGAAAAAAAGGAUGAACAAAAACAAGAAGUAAAGGGUUCAAGUCUUGAAGAGCUGAUGACACCUGAAGAGAAGGCUAAACUUUAUGCAGCAAUUGGAUAUAGUGAAACAGCUGUGGAUCCAACCCUUCCAAAAUCAUAUGAAGCCAUGAAGUUCUCUGCGAAGUUAUUAAGCAUGUCUAUAUCAAUAAGAGAAAACAAGCAAAGUCCUGAGCUGGUAGAAUUUGCAUUAACUGGCUUGAGUACGGUAUUUACCCAACGACCAGGUGCACAAGCAAUAAGAUUUGAAACAAAAAUUACCUCACUUGAAGUUACAGGCAUGUCUCGAGAAAAAUGUACACCCUGUCUCUUAUCUUCUCGGACAGUCUAUUCAGACAAGAGUACCUCACUCUUAAGCAUAAUGUUUGAGACUAAUCCUUUGGAUGAGAAAGCAGAUCAGAGGCUUAGAAUAGAAUCACAGCCACUGGAAAUAGUGUAUGAUGCAAUGACAAUAAAUAACUUAGUGGAUUUCUUCAGGCCUCCAAAAGAUGUACAUUUAGAGCAACUGACAUCAGCAACUCUGAUGAAGCUUGAAGAGUUUCGUGAAAAAACAUCAACAG
Molecule: messenger RNA, 1360 nt
Organism: Antrostomus carolinensis (chuck-will's-widow)
Lineage: Eukaryota; Metazoa; Chordata; Aves; Caprimulgiformes; Caprimulgidae
Product: vacuolar protein sorting-associated protein 13A-like
Exons: 12
Biological process (GO): protein retention in Golgi apparatus; autophagy; protein targeting to vacuole
Source: RefSeq, a predicted model, not a curated record